UAAAAUGACAAGAGCAUAAUCCUUGUUUUUUUUUUUCAUUUCAACAAUAAAUGAUAAAUAUUAACAGAUAUGGCUGUACCCCGGGACAAUUGUGGAAAUGUUCAGAGUUUUGCGAACUGAUAAACAAGUACGUGGGCAAUUGCUAGUCUCUUUAUUCCAUGCUAUCCAGAUAAUUGAAGACUUCGCCGACAGCAAGAUGUUUACCGACCAUUAUCAAUGGCAAAGGAGCUUGUUUGGCCACAGUUUCAGUCCAAUUCCUUCGUCAUGUGGUGAAAAUGGCGAAUGCACUGCUAGCACUGUACAAGUUUUGAAAUCGUGGCUUCAAGCUCACGAGGAGGCUCAGGUGAUGCUGGCGAGCAUACUGGUUGUGGUCGGUCUGUGGUGGAUGGUGCGAGCGGUGUUAUCUCUGCUCAUAAACCUCGUGUGCCCAUUGCUAGUCGUUGUGCUGGCUGUUGUUUGCAUACCUCAACUACGAACACCGUUACUGGGACAAAAUUAUCCAAUGCUAGCAAGUCUACUUCGAAGCAUAUUACUCAAAAUGGCGGAAAAUAUAAAAACUCAAUAGUAAACACAAGUAAAGGACAAAAUAUACAAGUGCAACCGUUCCCUUUUUCACCCAUUAAAAAACAACCUGAUCAAAAGAAACAAAUAUAAUCUCGAAUGGAAAUGUGAGCAAAAGAGCAAGCCGCCACACUGGCAACAUCGUCAAUACGAGGCAUAAUGUUGCCACAUUUUUGUUUCCACUCCAGUAUUACGCUUACGUUAAUUAUAAAGUUUCCAAAAUACAAAAUUACUCUUCUUGAAUACAAGCCAACAUCAAAAACCACUACACAUCCAGCGGAAUGCGGGAACAAGUUCAGUUAAUGUUAAUUGUAACAAAAAUCCACAAGGCAUUAAAAAGCUAGAGGUAAAAAUAUUGUAAUAAAAU
Messenger RNA from Galleria mellonella (greater wax moth), 928 nucleotides. RefSeq lists its product as uncharacterized. NCBI's taxonomy places the organism in Eukaryota, Metazoa, Arthropoda, Insecta, Lepidoptera, Pyralidae. The transcript has 5 exons. Bases 98 to 565 code for a protein of 155 amino acids. The record is from RefSeq and is a predicted model, not a curated record.